AUGUUAAACCGCGAAAAUAUAUUUAUCUCAAAAACAAAAUUAUCGAUUAAACCUGUUUACUUGAAUGAGCCAAAAUUUAAAGUACGAAAUAGCAAUGAUGAUUGGACAAACGAUCAAACGCUAAAAAUUAACAAUCUGAAUGUUUCUCAUAAUGCCAACAAAAGUGAAUCGGCAUUUUCAAGAACCAAAAAUUUGUGUAAGAACUUGUUCAAAACGCAGAAAGAAAAUGAAAAAGUUGCGAAUAAGUUGAAUGAGGAAAAAAUAGACAAGACGGAAUGUUCUAAUCGAAGCCGAACUUCGAAGAGGCAAGGUCUGCCUGAUAAAACUCAAAAGAAUGUGGAGAUCAUGAAAAAUACUAAGAUAUGUCAAAAAUCAAACAACAAGGAAGUCACUAAUGUUUCUCAAGGGAAUGGAGAAAAAUUAAAAUGCUUCAAUCGUUGCCAAAAACCGUACAAUCAAUACAUUAAGAAUGCGCCUCAGAAAAAUGCAGAAAAAUUAAAAUAUUCUGAUCGUUGUCAAAAACCAAACUAUGAAAAAAGUAUAAAUGCGUCUCAAAAAAUUAUACCUCACUUGUUUAUUGAUGUCCCUUUAAUUUGUUUGCCAGACAAACCGAAAAAUCCAAUCUGCUCUUCAAAUUUACCUGGCGGCCAUCAACACCAACAAGUAAUAAAAUCCAUAAAAAAAUUAUUUAACGAUAACAAAAAUGCUUCUAGAAUGUCAUUCAAAGACACAAACAAUUCACAAACGCCUUUUAAACAAAAAAAUUAUUCGAGGAUGUCACUUAAAAACAAAAGCAGAAAUUCUGCUCCAGCCGAAGGCGAGAGUGCAGAAGAAAGUGGAGAGGAGGAGGAGAAAGAGGAAGAGUCGCAAGCAACAGGAACAAAAACGGAAGCAACGGCGGAAACUGCAGCUACAACACCUGAUGUUGGAGAUACUGCAAGUGCGAAAACUGAUGAUGCUUCAAAAGAUCCAUCGGACGCUGAAACGGCUAGUACAGCAAACGAAACUAAAUCUGAUACAAAUGCUCCUGCCACCGAUAGCACGGCAACUGAAACAAAGACUGAUCUUCCUACUCCUAGCUUGGCAACAUCAACAACUGCAACUAAGUCUAUCAUGAAAAAUAUUUCUAGUUUGCCAACCACUGCAACCACAACCAAAUCUAACACAAGAACCAUUCCUAGUUUGGCAACUUCAACAACGGUAACAAAAUCCGAUUUAAAAAAUUUGGCAAGUUUAGCAACAACAACAACCGAUACUAAGUCAGAUCUGAAGGAUAUUCUUCGACUUAGAAAAGGUAAAAUACCGAGCAAACCGGAAACAAAACACGACGGAAUCAGUAGUACUGUUGGGAAUAACAUUAAAAACAAUGAAGCAAUAAAAAGUGCCGACAAAUCCAAACAAAAUUAUCCGCCUGACCUACAUACAAAAAUUCAGAAAAAAGAGAGCGAUCGAGUCAGUCGGAGCGGUCAAGUUAGUCCGAGUCGUCGGAAUAUUCAGAGUAGUCGACAUAGUCCGAGUGGUCGAAAUAGCCCGAGUCGUCGGCAUAGUUUGAGUCGUCAACAUAGUUCGAGUCGUUGGCACACGAAGAUAGCGAUCGAAGAAGUCGGAGACAUCGAGAAAGUCGGAGCGGUCGACAUAGUCGUAGUGGUCGACAUACACGGAGCGGCCGCCAUAGUCGUAGUGGUCGACAUACACGAUGUGGUCAACAUAGUCGGAGCGGGCAAAAAGUCGCUGUUGAAAAAUGGAUAUCAACAUCUAGACCAAGAAGGAGAGAACGGAACGGGCGGCAGAAUGGCCUCUGUGGACAAGAACAGAUAUUGCGCCGAGUGGAUCAGGUGCCGACCACUAACGCCACCCAACACUUAUAGAAAACUUAGUGUAACGAAAUGUUGCGAAUCGGUUUGCUCGAGGAAAAACUUCAACGACGUAGGCUUACAUAUUAACAAUGAUCUUGUGAAAAAAAUUAACGUCCGCGAACCUUACCUAUGCCCUGCACCGACCUUCAACUGCCCUAAAGCCCCAGAGGUCAGAAAUAUUUUCACCCCGUGUAUAGCAAACCAGCAACAAGUAGAGAGAAUUCAGGGCUGGAUGCACCAUCAGGGUACGUGGCCCUUUCCUGCCAACCAUCCGCAAGAUCCCGCAACGACUCAUCAGCAACCGUUCUGCAAUUCAAAUACAGUCAAUCAAAAUCCACAAGUACCAGCGAUGACGAACGGCAGUCGGAAUCCGACUCUCAAUCAGACUCGCUGCUUGACCAGUACUGGCAUGAUGGAGAUGAAUCAGGCAGCAAUGCAAACCUGUAACUUUGUGCCCCCCAUGCCAACUUUCUUUGGGCCCCCCUCCUGUGUGCCCCACAUGCCCUCCUCUUUCGUGCACCCCUCCUUUGCGUCAUCCUCAUAUGUACCCCCCUCGGUGUGCGCUCCCAUGUCCAACAAUAUGCCCAACUGUUUACACAAUGUCAGCCAACAGCCCAUGCUCAACGCAAUGCAGCAUUGUUUGCCACAGCCUAUGAGACCAUAUCUUUCUCAAUGUCCUGGCCAGCAACAAAAUUUCCUACCUCAAAAUUUCACCCUCCAAUUCGAACAACAAUGCCCACCAACUCUACAACAAUUCCCACCAACAAAAAUAAAAGCGAACUGUUGCGAUUUAGAAACAUUCCAGCAGUUGCUAAUGUUGGAGAAGAGCCUAACAUGA
Molecule: messenger RNA, 2694 nt
Organism: Helobdella robusta
Lineage: Eukaryota; Metazoa; Annelida; Clitellata; Rhynchobdellida; Glossiphoniidae
Exons: 8
Coding region: 1-2694 (897 amino acids)
Source: RefSeq, a predicted model, not a curated record